This is a messenger RNA of Notechis scutatus (mainland tiger snake), 333 nucleotides long. The record is from RefSeq and is a predicted model, not a curated record. NCBI's taxonomy places the organism in Eukaryota, Metazoa, Chordata, Lepidosauria, Squamata, Elapidae.
GAGCACUUUGAGUUCAAGAAACCAACCCGCCCUGCCUCUCGUGGCUCUUUGCACUUUUCUUCUCCGGACGAUGAAAAAGACCCUUUGGAAGCGGAGCAGGACUUGAACACAGCACUUACGUUCUCCGGAGGUCACAAUGGUGAAAACCAUCCCAGAGCGGAGAUCCCUGCGUUCCCAUGCCGGCUGUCCCAACAAAUCGCUGAUACACAUAACGACGACGGCUUUUUAGAGAUGAUGGAUGGGCCUGAUAGCACUAAUGACACCGAGAUGCCGUCUGACAUGUCGUGCCUUUGGACCGCUCCUCUGGUGGUCACGAUGAGCGAGGACCUGCUG